AUAUGCCAAGUGCCGUUACUUUGGCUAGUAUAACGGAUGUUGUAUUAAAAUGUUGAGUUUGACAAUUGUGAACAAUUUUGAAUCAGUUGUAUUUAGUAAGUUUUUUAAAUUUUACGUUUUUACGCUGUUUUUGGUCAUGGCGUUUCGCUCAAAUAUGGACCGCAUGCAAACAAUGCAUGCAAUGUGCGCACGAGAGCUUGAGCAGUUGCAAACAAAUUUGUCUAGGUUUCUGAUAGAUAGUGAAGCUGUACUGAGAAAUGAUGUAUUAAAAAACUCUCGAAAAGAAAACGGCUUUCCAACACACGCCAACGUGUUUGCACUUAUGGCCUAUGAUCGAUACAUGUCGCGUUUAGCUGCUGUAACAAACCUUGCACGGAAAUUUAACAUUCACUUGCAACUACAUAAUCUGCAUAAGAUAUUUGCUCUUGAUAUUGGAAUGGGCUUGGCACCUGAUUCCUAUCUAUUUGAUGAAUUUGUGGAAUGGCGCAAGGUUUUAUGGGACAGCGAUGAGUGUCUCGAUUUGAAACCGUUUCGAAGUGAAGAUGGGCCAUCAAUUGCUACCACUACGGUGGCAGAUGUCAGUAAAAAAGUACAUUCAACUGAUGAAAUAUGCGAAGAAAAAUGUCCGCUUGUGCGUAAAAUAACUUUUGCUACGCCAGAAUCGUUGACGCUAGAAGUAUGGCCAUCUUGUGUGCAAUUGCGUGACUUGUCCACUUUUGUUGCUGGAUACCACUUUUCUGCAUUUGUGACAUACGUUGAAGACCUAGGAGCAUUGAGUUUUUAUGCUUGCCAAAUGCGCAACGAUAUGCUCUACGAAUUGAGUAACAUGUUCAACCUGCUCAAGAGCGUACGCAUGCCUUCAACGAAUACCGUUUUUGGUAUUUCUAUUAAUAGUAAGAGCAUUUUGCGGGGAGUACUCCAGUAUCUAGACGGUGCUUCCGAUGGCGGAAAUGGUAAUUUACAUGUGCUACUCAUCGAUUAUGGAGAACUGGUGCCCCUGAAUCCCAAUGAUGUUCAGUUUUAUGAUUUACCAAAAGUGUACCGGGAUUUGCCUGCACAGGCUAUGAAAUGUAUACUUUUGGGUGUUAAAGCAGCACUAGAUGAAUGUGCACAGAUGGAUGCAUGUGUAUUGGGUACAAAGCUACAAAGCUAUGAAUUUAAAGAAGUCAAUUUCGAAGUUGUAAGAAAAACAGGUCGAGUUUUAUUUGUGUAUGUAAUUGAGAAUCGAGAAAUUGAGGCGAAAUCACCAAAGGAUAAAAAAGGAGAAAAUUUAUCAAACAACCCUUUCGUAAACUCUUUUAAUGAAAAUUCAUAUAACAGUGACGUUCAACCACCAAAAACCAAAUUUGACAGCAAUAAGAAUUUGAAAUUUUUGUUAACUCUGCGCACAGAUGAGGUUUGCAAAAAUGAUAUUAUAUAUUUGCAAGUUAUGCAUAUUGACCGACCUGAUUGCUUCCAUGCACAAAUACUUAAAAAUAAAUCGGAAACAUUGGAACAACUAUUUUGGAAUACCGGCGAAGUUCUGUUGGAGCAAAAGCUAACAGCGCAACCCAAAUUGGGUGAUAUAAUAUUGGCGCAAUAUGCGAAAGAUGAAUUUUGGUAUCGCGCUAAAGUCAUUGAUGUGGUCGAUGAUGAUGUUUUUAAGGUAUUCUAUUUGGAUUAUGGUAAUACAGAGACGGUGUCAUUGAAGAGCAUUGCCAAAUGCAAUAGUGCCCAAGAGACGGCACCGUUUCGUGCAGUAUUUUGUCGUUUUGCUGGUAUAAUCGAUAUUACUAACGGGGACGAGUCGCUCUGCGAACAAGCUGUGCAAAUGUUAGUUGUUAUGUUAUUGAAUCAACGUAUCGAAGUGCGAGUCGUACAAAAAAUGAACGAUGGAGAGUUGUGCGUACAACUAUUGGACAAGGAGUUUGCUGAGACAACACAAAUGUUGGUCGAAAUGGGCUAUGCUAAGGAAAUCUAAGAGGACGCCUUCAAUGGGGCAUAUUUAUUUAUUUUUGUAUGUAAGAGUUCUGACAAAGUUAACUGUUUUUUUUAUGCCCACAUGGUACAUACAUACGUCUGCGCUCAAAUUUGUAUAAAGUAAUAAGUGUAUAGAUUUAUAUGCGCCUAUGAAAUAGUUACGUAAAAAAUUAACAUUUUUUUUAUCAGUUAUAGAUAAUUGACGCUGGGCGUAUUUUUUCAGUUUUAGCGCAGCUACCUAUGCGUGCAAAAAAUACCUAAUAUUUUAGAUGUAUCAUAGACAAGUGGGAAAUACAAAGUGUUUUUGUUUAAUAAAUUGAAUUAUAAUGUA
Messenger RNA from Anastrepha obliqua, 2290 nucleotides. RefSeq names its product tudor domain-containing protein 1-like. The record is from RefSeq and is a predicted model, not a curated record. NCBI's taxonomy places the organism in Eukaryota, Metazoa, Arthropoda, Insecta, Diptera, Tephritidae. The coding region runs from base 50 to 1960 and encodes 636 amino acids. Gene Ontology annotation, biological process: spermatogenesis. The transcript has 3 exons.